This is a messenger RNA of Bacidia gigantensis, 3123 nucleotides long. RefSeq lists its product as uncharacterized. Gene Ontology annotation, molecular function: ATP-dependent chromatin remodeler activity; ATP binding. NCBI's taxonomy places the organism in Eukaryota, Fungi, Ascomycota, Lecanoromycetes, Lecanorales, Ramalinaceae. Bases 1 to 3123 code for a protein of 1040 amino acids. The record is from RefSeq and is a predicted model, not a curated record. The transcript is spliced from 2 exons.
AUGGCCGCCGCAGAAGCUGCUGGUAAGUAUUCUUACACUGAUACGCAAGCCCUCGCAGUGCAAAUUGGCCUCGCGGGCGCCACUGAGCUGAGUGUCUUCUUUGCAUCAACUCGCUGGCGACCAUACUUCACCCAAAUCGCGAAACAUGUCAUUCUUCCUUCGCAAGCUGCAGCACAAAGGCUUCGUCAAGCUCGGGCGCGUGGCCCUGGGCUAAGGACCGUGCAAGUAAGGCUUUCACAGGGCGAAAAGAACGGAAAGACAAAGUAUUCCGACCCUCACAGCGACAGAAAUUUGUGGGAUGCGACGGACUGGUAUGCUUGGCAUCUUUACUCAACGCGGUUACAGAAUCUACGAUCCCAACAUGGCCUAUUUUUCAGGAAAAACCUUACUGAAUCCGAUGUGGAUGCCCGAAUCUGGGCGUGCACAAAGCUCUGUGAGAAUAAGCUGGCACCUGCAAAACAGCGCCAGCAGCAGCCUCAACAAGGGAACCGAUAUCCCUGGAACAACCCCAAUGACGACAUGUACGAUUCCGAUUCUGACGAGGGGUCGAGGGUAUUGACCCCUCGAUCCGACUACACCUCCCUGGAGGAUGCAGAGCAAGCUCGUUUGAAUGAUGACUACAUUCUGAAUCAAUUGCCUUCAGCAUUCAAGUCUGGGGUCAACCUGGAUCUCACUGACCAGGGCGAAGACCCGACAGCCCCCAAGAGCUCCGGAGAAGGCUUAUCUAACAUAGCACGCAUGGUCCUUGAGAACGAAAGCGACCAGAUGGAUCUCUCACAACGUUUCUGGCAAUGUGUAGCCAUUGAUCAGAUUUUGAGCAAGUACAUCCGUUCUCGGGGUAUGAACCCUUUACCAGACCGGACAGGUAUGAUCGCUCAGUACGCAAACACUGCAGAUGCAGCUUGGCUCCAGGAGACUUUGAGUAAGUUAGAUGCGGACCAUCUUGAAUUUAAGCCUUGGACAGCGGCGACAGCAGCGGAAUACGACCGACAACAAUUAUGGUUUGAUGCCCUAGAGUACCAAAGAGAGGAUCUCGCGGCAUCAUGUCAAAUGCUUGGAAUUCCCUUUUCAAACAAGGAAUCUCUGCUUCGCAUGCCUGGCAUGCCGAUUUCCGAAAAGCUAGAAUUUUGGCAGCCUCCAGCCAUCAAGGCAAUUUUUGACUUCCAAAGCAACCCGGUCGCCGGAGGCUGUGUCAUCGCAGACGUGGUCGGAGCGGGAAAGACAUGGGAGAUCAUCGGCUAUCUCUUAGCUGUAAGUGGUUCCCCAAAGCCUUCCAGUGCCCUUGCUGAUGCUCUUCAGAGACACAACGCUAGGCUGGUGAAGCCUUUGCUAGAGCGCAGUCCCCCACGUCCAACACUACUAGUCGUACCUGGCCACCUUGUUCCUCAAUGGAUUAGAGCUUUCAGAACAGUAUCAGGGGAUACUUUCAAGAUUUUCAAAUAUUGGGGAGACAAAAAGGGAAAGGGUCUUGAUAUCGACGAAGAGACGCAGAUCGAUGAGACGCUUACAUUGAACAAUCCGUUGUUCGACCUCAAAGUUGAGGACAAUGCACGAAAGGUCGUCAUUACGACUCCGCAGACACUGAUGACACGAAAUGGACCGGUCAAGCAAGCUAGCUGGUACAAGCAGAUGACGGGCAAGACUAUAAGUAAACCUGGAAAGAAGAUCAUGAAUGGAGCAUUUCCAUUCUCUCUGAAGGAAGGCUUUCAUAACGUCAUCAUUGAUGAGGCACACCUUUUGAAGGACGAUGACGCCGAAAUGUCGAUCGCAGUCCAAUGGCUAUCGGGACAAUUUCACAUACUUGUCACGGCGACUCCUAUGCCCAACGACGUCACAGAUUUCAGAGGCUUUUUCAAGCUUAUACAGAGAAAGGAUCACGAUCAAUUAUGGUCAAAGGCAAGCUUGCUUAAUAUGAACGUCAAAGAGAACGUUAAUCCCUACGCACUGCCCGACACCCAUCCCGCAGUAUGCCUGAGGAUGACUAUGAAGGCUGCAGUAGCCUACAUCUUUCCCACUACAAUCCCAGACACCACGCAAGGCAACCGCCUUGCAAUGGUCUUCCGCCAAUGUCUUCUCAGGAGGACCUACGCUUCAAAGGUGCCCUUCUACACCGGAGAACCUAUAGGGAGUCGUAUGCCGAGGGUUCAGUCAUUCAUAAUCGUAUGCAACAUGACCCCUGCCGAGAAACAAACCUAUGACAGAUUCGACACAGAAGCAUCGUCGGGUCUCAUAACAGGGAAGGAAAAGUUAAAAUGGAAUCUCGGGGUAUUUCGCCUCCUCGGCCUGGCAUCGACAUGGGUACAUUUCCCCAUGCUCGACUGUCGGACCCAAAUGCGGGCCAAAGACAUGAAGACCAUCACGGCUGACGCAGCCUUCGUACGCAAAUGGAUCGGGCUGAUAAGACAUAAUGACCAGCGGCGAGGACCCAUUGAUCCUCUCGAAAUCGUCGCAGCAGCAUGCGAAGGCUCCCCGAAAUUGCGCGCGUUACUUAAAACUGUUCGCUCACAGGUCUGUCGUGACGAGCGCAAGCACAUCAUAUGGUGUCACUCUCCUGCCACCCAAAUAUGGCUCUACGGAAUCUUCGGACUCCUCCAAAUCUCUACUUUAAUGUACGCAGCGCACAUGACAUCCAGGGAACGCGAGGAGGCUCAACGGGUCUUUACGACUGAACCCAAGCAAGGCAUGAUCCUAGUAGCAAAUUAUGCCACAGCCAGCACUGGUUUGAACCUCCAAUCUCUGUGCUACGACAAUCACCUAUUCGAGCCCCCUCUUAGCGAUGGCAUAGAAGCGCAAGCGAUUGGUCGUACCCGGCGUCUAGGUUGUGUGAGCAGCGUCGUGAACGUCUAUCACUACACGACCGAGGGAACGCAUGGACACAAUCAGAUACUUCGCAACAUAAGCAAGGCGAUUCCGGGCGCUAUUUCGAUACUUAACCGCUGUUUAUUCAGCGGUGAUGAAAACGAAGGAGGCGAGGUGGAAUUCGGGACUUGGGUUAGGUACCAAGGUACCAUUCAACCGGCGGAGCGGGUAGACUGGAGAGCAUUGAACCUGAAGCCUCUCUCAGGGGCUGAGCUGGUGCGCCAUAUCUUGGAAGUAAUGAAAGGCCAGAAGGUUGAAUCUUGA